Coffea eugenioides is the source of this 654-nucleotide messenger RNA. RefSeq lists its product as uncharacterized. The coding region runs from base 1 to 654 and encodes 217 amino acids. The transcript has a single exon. The record is from RefSeq and is a predicted model, not a curated record. NCBI's taxonomy places the organism in Eukaryota, Viridiplantae, Streptophyta, Magnoliopsida, Gentianales, Rubiaceae.
AUGAACAAGCAAAAUCGACAGGAAGACGGGGGAGAAGCAAACCACAGCAGGAAUAUGCAGGGGUCUAGAGUGUGGAAGGAGCUAUGGGGGCUCAAUAUGAAGCACAAAAUUAAGCAUUUCAUAUGGAAGUGUUUAAGAGGAGUACUACCAGUCAAUGAAGUAGUGAUGAGGAGAACGGGAAAAGGUAGUCCUAUGUGUAUUAAUUGUGGAGAAGGUGUGGAGACGUUGGAACACAUGCUGUUUAAGUGUGAUAGGGCAGCAUUGAUCUGGAAAGCUGCACCGUUACAGUGGGAUGGACUAGAGGGGCUUAAAAACUCCUUCUGGCAUUGGUGGGAAGAACUGAUGCAAGCAACUAAAAGGGAGGAUGGGCGAGACCAUAUUAUCUUGACAGCAAACUUGCUGUGGCAAGUUUGGAAAGCAAGGAAUGAUAGGCAGUUCACGGGGGUGGAAAGGGACCCUUUCCUACCAGUUAACAAAGCUGUGGCAGAGUGGAGAGAAUACCAAGAAGCCACAAGGACCCUGACUGGGAACGAAGGGACGGGAGUUAAAGUAAGGACCGCUGUGGAGAGUGGAAACCCCCAGAAAGAGGGUGCAUCAAGGUCAACACAGAUGCAGCUUUCAACAGAAACGCGAGGAAGGCAGGUUGGGGAAUAG